UCACCAUGUGCUGUGCAGAGGUUUGAGGAUUUGCGCGGGUUGCGGAUGAUGCUGUCAGUUCUCUGGAGGUUUCGAACUUUUAAUGAUGUAGCAAAUCCUUAAUUCCAUUUUAUAAUUGGUCGAUAUUUGAAACUAAUGACUACUACAAUAAAUGCACUGCAAAACUGAUGAAUGAAAGGUUUUUAUUUUUAAUUGUAAAAUGGAUUCAUCACGAUCAAGAAAUUUGACUCAAAUUGAAAACCUGGAACGAAGCAGUGAAAAUUUUGAGUGUUCAGGAGAGCCUAAGAAUCCGAAUCAAGAUCGAAUCUGGAAAGUUCUUAAUCAGACAUUAAUUAACAUAUGGAGUAACUUGGACAACUCAUCUGAGGCAUUAUCAACAUAUUUUGGGUCUAUUAUGAAGACACCAAUGCAAUUCAUAUUAUUUGUUGUUCCACAAUGUCACUGUUGUAAUAUACAUUUUUCAAAGAAAGCAGAUGAAUGUCUUGCAUUUGAUACAUGGCUUCUUGGUCGGAUGCUGUGUGUUUUGAGCAAAGAAACUUUGACUGGAGUUCAUGAAGCAGCACUGAAAACUCAGAUACAGAUUUUAAAUUUGCUUUUUGUCACAUACCCACCUCUGUAUCUAAAUAUCAUAAAAUAUUAUCUUCUGUGCAUGCAAGAUCUCAUGGAAGUGGAGAAAGGCAAUAUAUCAGAAUUUCCUCUACCUCUAAGGCAUUUUAUACCUAAAAUGGAGACUUUUAGAGAUUUGGAAUUGGACUUAAAGCCCAGUUUUCUUCAGCUUCAUAGCAUAAGUGGUUGCCAGCACCUCUUAGCUUACAUUAUGAAGGUGCUUCAGAAGUCUGCAACAGGUCUUGUAGGUUUACAUAGAGAUUUACAGCAGCAGCUAUGGGGAUCUAUAUGCUUGUUAUUGUCAGGAAUUAAUUAUUCACUGCGAGCUGAAGCGAUGCUGCUUGCAGCUGCUUUGAUAAAUGCUGGUGGCCUUCCUCCUUCAGUUGACAGCCAGAUUGGAUUUUGGCAUGAAUUAUGGUACUGUGUUGAAAUUACUCUGACAUCUUUAUCGACAGACAGUACAGGGAAAGAGCAACAACAAGAACUAAUUGAAGCCCUUAAAGCUCUGCUCUCAGCAACCGUUGAACAUAUGCACCUUGUGCGCCCACGAGAAAGAGAAGUUCUUUUGACCACCAUCUUCAAUAUAAUGCAAAGUCGCCUUUGUAGCACAAUGUGUGGCAUGCAAGAUAGUGUGAGCAAGUUUUCCAGGCAAGUUUUGGAGAAUUCCACUGAUUGGAAACUUGAUAAAUGUUCUCCCCAAAGAUUAAUUGACAACUUUAAUGAGCAGAGCUGUCAUGUCAUGCCUGGAUUGAAAUAUUUGAUUCUUCAUGAGCUGCAACAACAUGUUCCUAGUGUACGGAAUUUAUAUCAGACAAAACACAAUGGUUCUUGUAAUUAUCAUGUUUUGUUGCAACCCCCAACCUCUCCAGUUUGUGCAUUAGAUAUUAGCCCUUCAUGGCGUCAGCUCUGGAAGCAUGUAUUAUUAGCGUCCAAUAAAUUGAAUCAAGACACUAUUGCUGCUGGGUGUGUUUUGCAACAGUUCCAAGUUUGCAGAUCUAUUGUGGAAUUGAGUCUUGAAUUAACAGCUGAAAUUGAAAACAUGCAUGUGAAACAAUCUUCAUCAUCAAUCAUUCAAUUUUCUUAUUUCGGGGACAAUUUGCCAGAACUUGCUAUAUCUGUGACAUCAGCUGUGCAUCAUUGCAGACCUUCGAGAUGUGCUGAAGUUGCAAAUAAAGUAUUAACUGAGGCAUUGCAACUUUUGGGAACGGUUGUGUCAUUGCCAGAGGCUCAAGUGGGAGUGGACAUUGCGGAGGCUAUGCUGUCCUUACCAUGGUUGGAUCCAGAUGAUAAUUGCUUUGGAUUUAAAGCAGAACAUAUUAUUUUUCAAAUAAAAGAUGAAUAUCAGCCUCAUCUAGAUUCAGUCAUCAAACAACUUUGUUUAUCUCAGUUGGCUUUGAUUUCAUCCAAAAAGCACAUAUCCUGGAGACAGAAGAUAGUAGAGCAAUGUUUUGGUAGUCCUGACUUGUGUGCUUCAGUUACCCCCGUUAUACCUUGGCUUCUCUACAAUUUUGAGCAUCCUGUUCCUUCCAGCCAAUUAAUGUCAUUGUUAAGUCCUAUAUUCCAGUCACCAGAUUCAAAAGUACAACUUGUUUUAGCAAAAUAUCUAUGUGCUAUUGUGUGCAGUCUCUCAGGCAACUGUGUGUGUGUCAGAAGUGUGGUAGAAGGAAAUGUGCAGAGGAAACUUCUUUGUUUGCUCUGUCACCAUGAGAAUUGGCUGAACUCCCCAUUUCCUUACUCUGGAUCUUUGGAAGGACAACUACUUUGUCUUACCCCUUUCCUUCAGUCAAAGGAGGUAGAGGUUCGGAGGUAUGUGGCUCGUGCUUUACCAACUCUUGCUGGGCAUCUGUCAAAGUUUCGGCAUUGCUGUGAUUUGACAAGUUGGAUGCCUUUGUUACUGGAUGAGGAUAGGGAGGUACGCAUUGAGUUUGCAAAACAUGCUCGCUGGUUAGUAUUUGAUGGAUGUUGGAUACGAGAUAAAGAACAAGUUUCUAAAGAAACUGGAGAUGAAUUCAUUCCUCUGAGUCAACUGGACCGCCAUGAACUGAGUACUUCUGUACCUCUUCUCGCUCGCUUUUCGGAUUCUUUGGUGGUUGCUGCUCGAAAUGUUCUGAAGCGACAUGGAGAUCCACGCCAAGAGAGUUUAGUAAUUACUGUGAGCAACAUAGGAUGCAUUGCUUUGGACUGUGUACUGCUUCCUUCACUUCUGCAAUUAGUAACUCUAGCUGGUCAUUGGCGUUCGGCUCAAGCAGGGUUAGUGAAGCGAUGCAUACGUGAUAUCGCACACGCACACAAUGUCACUCCAAAGGAUUUAUUCCAUCGCUUUAAACCAGAACUUUGCAAGCUCCUUGAUGGGGAUAUUGCAAGUAUCAAUUCCUUGGAACCUGGAACAUUGAAUUCCCUACUACAAAGUAUUCUUGGUGGUGGCUGUUUACCAGUCCCACCCUGGGCCCAUUACCAUGAUGAAUAUGAUAAUGAUUAUGAUGAUGCUGAUUAUGAUGAUUAUGAUCUUGAAAAUUUAUUUGCUCAUAUUAACUAUGUUACAUGUUCAGCCUGGUGCCAUGUUGGAGAAAAUGGAUUUUUGAAUACACUCACUAAUUUGGCACGUCAGUUUGACAUUGAAGAUGCCAGGGAGUUAGUAAUAAGAGAAAAAGAAACGGUUCUUCCCCCAUUGAUUGCUGUAGUAUUGACACGACCAUCAGUAAUGCAUGUCCUUCAGCAAGUGGCAUCUGUCACUUCAUUGACUCUUAAAGACUUGCUCCAGUCAACAUUUCAGCACAUUUAUCCAUACAUUGUUGUCAAUUAUUCUGAAGAAUUUCUAUCUGAAUUUAUUGAGUUUUUCAAAAAAGAAGGUGAAAUAGAUGAUCUUAAUACAUUCAUGGCACCUUUCCUGAAGAUCAUUCAUAAUGAAUUGCUACUACACUUUGAAGGCCACCGGAAUCGUGUGCUCAAGACGUUGCAAUGGUUGGCAAGAGUAGACCCCACUUACAGAAACCCAGUAUCGAGUCCCCUGUCAGAGGAACAGAUUGCAGAUUUUUUACAACCUCGCUUUUUGGGUGUAUUGACUCAUUUGGAAUCAUGUUUGACAUCUGAAACUGCUGCAGAAUCUGUGAAAGUAAAUGCAUUGCGUUCUAUGCCAGAACUCAUCCGGCUUAUGGGACCACGGCACAUUUCAGUAGUGCGCUUUAAAGUGCUUGCUACUCUACGUAUUGCUUUGCGACUGAACCAUGCUAAUUUUCCACAUCUUACUAUUGCUGCUUGGAAUGCUUUUGUACACAGUUUGGAUGACACUUCUCUUGGACCUCUUUUAAGCACUGUCUUUGCUUCUCUCCUGCCUUUAUUAGAAACAUACCCAAAAGAAGUUGCAUCAGUCUUUGAGUACAUUGUGGUGGAGAAAAUGGAAGAUUUAUGGCCUUAUUUUAAAGAGCUUUAUUUUGUGCCAGAACAUCCAGCUCUUCAUGAUAUUUUCUCCAUCAUAAAGAGCUCAUCAAAAAGUACUCAUGCCAAGACAAGUGUGUACAGUAAAAUUAAAGAGAAACUAAUGUAUGUGGUUCAUGAUAAUGUUGAUGUUCGUCUUCAUGCUUUGAGGUUUUUGACAGACCUAUUGAAUGAAUCACAUGUGCAACUAAAUGAAGCCCUUAUAAAGCAUGAACGCGUGGAGCCUUGCAUUAUUGAGAUGCUGAAUAAACUAACUGAUGCCUGCAAAGACCCAGAUGAGAGAGUGAAACUUGCUGCAGCAGAAUGUUUAGGGAAAAUUGGAGCUGUUGAUCCUGGCAUGUUGCCUCAUCGAAAGACAUUAAGUGGUUCAACUUUUUUUGCAAAUGAUGUGGAUAACAGUGAGUUUGCUAUUCAGGCCCUCUGUCAGCUUGCAAAAGGUUUUCAGGAUGCUACAGAUACACGCACUGUAGAUGCUUUCACUCUUUCUAUACAGGACCUGCUUAAAGUUUAUCAGGUGUCCUCAGAGAGCUCUCUAUGGAACUCAUUUUCCUCAAAUGUUCAAGAUAUAAUGCGUCCUUUACUAAAGUCUUCAUAUAAACGCAGAUGUCCAUUGACUGCGUCGAUUGUUACUCCUGUGUAUGGAUCUGAAAUGGGAACAAAUCUUCAAGAGUGGGUGACAAAUUGGAGUUUAAAAUUAAUUGUAGACAUGGCUGAAGGGCGACCCCGAAGAGUGUUUGAAUCUUGUGUUCUUGCUUUCACAAGAGAUUUGGGCAUUGCAUUGUUCUUUCUGCCAUACAUUCUCUUACAUGCUCUGACUGAGGCGCAAAAUCCUGAACGAACACAAGAUGAAGUUUUGAAGGAGUUUCAAGCUCUUAUUGAUGUGUCAGAAUCUUCAGUAUUGGGAAGUCUAAGUUCUGGAGACCUUCGUGACUCAGAAAAUUUGUCACCUAGAAUGCAGAAAGAAAUGGAGAGAGAUCAGUGCAUAUUGGCUGUGCAUGGUCGUGCUGCUUCUUCAAUAUAUCCUUUGAGAAGAAAAGAUUCCUCAUUGUGGAGAUCUGGUAAUAAUGUUGGGUCUGUGACUUCAGAAACCCUUCAUUUAAUUUCAAUGACAGACCAGUUACGUUGCUCUCGUACUGCCUUCCAGCUCAUUGAUUUCCUCUGGCAAUGGGUCCGCACUAUUCGGAUGGCCAACAAGAAAGAAAUCCUUGAUAAAAAUGUUAUGUUUUCCCGUGUGCAAGGUUUCUUAAAACGUUUAUGUAAAUUACAAAUAGCCCAAGGAAAUUUUGAAUGCCAAGAAUAUGCUCGUGCUCUUGUGUACUUAGAACGAUACAUUAAAGAAAAUCCAGCCGAGUUGCAAAACCAGCUUUGGUUUUUUGAGGAACUGUAUGUUCACCUUGAUGACCCUGAUUCAGUAGCAGGUACACUUGCUAUUCAGGGUAAAGAACCUUCCUUGAAACAGUUGGCUAGAGCACAUGAAGUCACUGGACAAUAUCAGAAUGCUGCUGCUUGUUAUGAAGAAAUGGCUCAGGAGCAACUAUUGGAGCCGGAACAGGUUCAGCGAAUGGUGCGAUGUUAUCUUAGUCUUGACCAACCGUUUACUGCUCUUAAAAUUGCUGAAGGUCUUGUAACAGACAGGCCUGAAAUAGCACAAGAUAUUCAUGAACAAUAUGCAGAAUGUUUAUGGCGACUGCACAACUUUGAUCAAUUGGAAAAUUUUAUGGAGUCUCCUGCUCUUGCAAAUAACACUUCAUGGGGUGUCCAAAUUGGAAGGGCUCUUCUUCUGCUUCGACAGACAGAGCACUCAAAGUUGUCUACAGUACUUGAUACUACUUUACGAGCUGUUGUUGAACAAUUAUCCACAAUGGAUCGCCAGCAUGGAGUUUACUUCCAUGGCUACGAUUAUAUUGUGAAACUCCAUGCUUUAUAUGAAUUGAAGAAAGCAUCAGAAACUCUGGCAUCAGUUGUUGAAUUUUCCAAAAAUGGUGCUGAAAGUGCAUGUCAUGUGCUUAUUUCUGAUCUUCUGGAUGAAUGGGAUAAACGAAUCCAGAUAAUGAAGCGGGCUACUGGAGCCUUAGAACCUGUUUUGACCCUUCGCCGCAUUGUUUUGGAACAGGCCCAUUCUCAUCUAAAGAAUUGUGAUCCAGAAUCUGCUGCUUUACUUUCUCAUGAAAUUGGAAAAUGCUGGCUUCGAAGUGCUAAGGCUGCACGCAAGGAAAAUUACUAUCAGCAAGCUUUUAUCUAUAUUUUGAAUGCUCAAAAAUACAAACCACCUGCAUUGUUUGUUGAAAAGGCUCGUUUGUACUGGGAAAAGGGAGACAAACAGUCUGCUUUCAGUACUUUAAACAGAGGACUAGAAGAACAAUUUCCAGAUGAAGCACAGCUUCAGGACAUGAGUGAUCAUAAACGCUUAAUUUGUGCUAAAGCACGUUUAUUGCUUGCUCAGUACAAUGAACAAAGACUUAAAGUCGACUCUGAAGAAUCUAAAGAACAAUAUACUGCUGCAGUGCAUGCAUGCCAGCAAUGGGAGCGGCCUCUGGUAGAAUUGGCUCGCUUCUAUGAUAGGAAAUUCCAGAACAUGCCAGACUGUGAGAAGGACACAACACGUGGAGCAGAAAUGCAAAUUGUUAUGGUUACCUACCUGGGUCGAUCUCUUCAGUUUGGUACUAAAUAUAUCUAUCAGUCUAUGCCAAGAAUGCUUACUUUAUGGUUGGACUAUGGAAAUAAUGAUCCAAAUCGUAAAGGAUUGCCUCCUGAUUUUGAAGCUACUACAAAGAAAUUAACUGAUCUUAUCAGUGAGAACUACACAUCGUGUUAUCAUUUGAGAGCCAAACGUUGUCAAGAAAUUCUCCAGCAUUCACAAAUAAGGAAAAAGGAAUUGAAUCAACUUGUAAAUGAUUACAACUUACUUACUGAUAAACUUAUUGAAUUAACAAAUGCUUCUAUUAAGGCAGAUAAUGUCACCAUCAGUUCAUUAGCGCCUCAACUGCCAGCCUUGUUAGCUUCUCCCAACUUCAGUGAAGUGGUUGUUCCUGUUGAUCGUUACAUGAAAUUUGUGCUUCCAACUUCUGGAGUUUCAAAAACACACGUUGCAUUUCCCCAAAAACUCAUAUAUCUACAAAGUAUUAAGGAGAAAGUUUUAGUUCUUCAAUCACUUCAAAAACCUCGUAAAAUCACUUUUAUUGGAUCAGAUGGAGUUACAUAUGAUGUCAUGUGCAAACCCAAGGAUGACUUGCGAAAAGAUUUUAGAUUAAUGGAAUUUAAUGCUGUUGUGAAUCGCUUGUUGCACCGUGACCCCCAGGCACGACAACGGGAACUUCACAUAAGAACAUACUCUGUUGUGCCUCUAAAUGAAGAAUGUGGAUUGGUAGAGUGGGUAUCAAAUCUUGUAUGUCUCCGUCCUUUACUCCACAAGAUGUAUCGUCAGAUGGGAGUGAGAACAGACUCCAAUAAGAUGAAGGAAAUGUUAGCAUUACGCAAUGAUCCUGCAAAAUAUCGUCAAGAAUUCACACGGCUUCUGGAAAUGCACCCACCUAUACUGAGUGAAUGGUUUUUCACCACAUUUCCGGAUACAGCAUCCUGGUACCUUGCAAGAACUUCUUAUGUACGAACUUGUGCGGUUAUGUCAAUGGUUGGCUAUAUUGUUGGCCUUGGAGAUCGACAUGGAGAAAACAUACUUUUGGAUGAAUGCACUGGUGAAGUGGUGCAUGUUGAUUUCAACUGUCUUUUUAAUAAGGGAGAUAAUUUUGAUUGGCCAGAAAUUGUACCAUUUCGAUUAACUCAGAACAUGGUGGAAGCAAUGGGUCCCUUGGGUAUUGAAGGGCCAUUUAGACGAUCAUGUGAAGUAACUUUGGAUGUGCUUCGUUCGCAAUCUGACACACUGAUGAGCAUAUUGCGCCCUUUUCUCUAUGACCCUAUUAUUUCGUGGAAACGCACUGGAGGACGACGUCCACAAGGAGAAAUGACAAAUGAAUCUGCUGUGCAGAAUUUAAUUCGAAUUGAACGUCGUCUCCAGGGAAUGGUCCGGGGUGUGGGCAAAGUGUACGCAGUGUCACUUUCUGCUGAAGGGCAAGCUAACAGUCUCAUCAUAGAGGCUACAAAAUUUGAAAACUUAUGUCGUAUGUAUAUAGGUUGGGGACCUUACCUGUGAUAUUAGUUAGGUGAUUCCAAACUUGUAAUAAUUUCUAAUGUAGUACAUGUAUAAGCAAAUUUUUUGCUCAUUUUUCCUUUGUAUUUUACUGAUUUGUUAAAUCAUCAAAUUUCUGAAGCUGUUUUGCUAUUUAUUUUAGUUCAAUAAAUUGUUAUUUUUUGAGGAAAAAA
Gryllus bimaculatus (two-spotted cricket) is the source of this 8358-nucleotide messenger RNA. NCBI's taxonomy places the organism in Eukaryota, Metazoa, Arthropoda, Insecta, Orthoptera, Gryllidae. The record is from the annotation of a GenBank genome assembly.